GAUCCGACCGCAUCACCAGGUGGCUUCGCGGCGAAGGUUCCGGGAUCUUCUGGGAGCCUGGGAGUGAAACGGCAUGGUGGCGGUGGAUCUGAUCGCGUCCUGCCUCGACUCCAUCCGCCAGGUUCGAUCUCUCCCCGAGUUCCCCUUUGCUGGUUCCGUAUUCUUUGUCGUUUCACUCUGCCUGUUAAAAAAGCCGAACAUUUUAGAACGAAUUGGAGAUGAGAUUACAGACGCGCUAGUGUACCUAGACGCAGGCACCCUGGAGGCGUUCCAGCUCGUAGGAGCGUUCCCUCUGCUUCUCGAGCUUGGCGCUCGUGCAGUCUGCAGCUUGGAAAGCACGUCUCCGCUUGAUGCUGCUGCUGAGUGGAAUUCAAGUUUUGCUCAUCCAGCAAGGAAGAUUGUCAUAAUCACAUCUCGCCUUCUUAGCGAUGCACAUCGGUACAUUCUACGCUGCUUGGGCAACCAUGGAACUGUUUCACAUUGUACUGUAUUGACAGCGAUAUCCGAGAUUGGUCACUCAGCCUACGUUGAUUCCCCACUUGGACCAGAUGCUUUCCGAGAGUAUGAGACAUUACUAGUUCAGGAUCAUGAGGAGCUUCUGAAGAAGAGUGGGAAGUUGAACAAGUAUAAAGAUAACAUUCCUUACACAGAGAGAGAUUUUACCUCAGAUGGUGAUAAUAAGUGGGGUUCUGGAGUGCACUAUGGCCCUUCUGAAUCUAGCCCGAGGAAAAAAGAUUUCUCUGAUGAUGAUUUAGGCCAGGUAGAAGCAGGAGGAAAGAGAUUGUCUGUAAUCGUGUGUCACUUUCCGAUGAUUUUCUCUCCUAUUUCCUCAAGGACUUUUGUUUUGCCUUCGGAAGGUACAAUUGCUGAAUCAUAUUUGUCAAAUCACCGUGAGGAUUCCCUUAGCCCUGGUCUACCCUCCAUAUCUACUGGUAAAGCUUUUGAUGGUGAUGAGGUGCCCCCUGGAGUAACGUUGACUGCUCAAUUCCUGUACCAUUUGGCCAAUAAGAUGGACCUAAAGCUUGAUAUAUUUUCACUUGGUGAUACAUCAAAAGUUAUUGGGAAACUGAUGAUGGAUAUGUCAAGUCUAUAUGAUGUUGGUCGUAACAAGAGUUCUGCUGGUCUACUGAUUGUAGAUCGAACAAUCGAUCUCCUAACUCCUUGCUUCCAUGGCGACUCAUUUCUUGAUAGGAUGCUGUCCUCGUUGCCACGCAAGGAAAGAACUUCGUCCUAUUAUGUGGCAAAAAAUCCUCAAACUCCCAGUAAGCAUACUCAAGCUGCUGUUAAACGUUCCCCACUAGAUAUAAAGGUCCCUUUCGAAACAGCCUUUAGCAUGGAAGAAACUAAGAGUAGGACCAGUAUGUUGUCUGAAAGUAUGAUGGCAUUUGUUUCUGGCUGGAACUCUGCAGAUAUUGACUCUGAAGUUACCUGGCUACCUGAUUACACUGACAAAGCACAUGAUGACAAAGUAGGCAGUAUAAGUGGUUCUUUCUUAUCCAACUAUGAUGGAGAGCGCUACUUAGAAGCAUUACUAGACAGAGGAUCAAAAGAUGGGUUAAUGUUGAUUAAGAAAUGGCUUAUGGAGGCUUUAAAGCUCGAGAAGUUGUCCUUUCCAUCUAAGGGUCGACAAGCAGCUUCUGUUUCAGAGCUUCAUUCUAUGGUGCAAAUGCUCUGUCAACACCAAUUGUCCUUGGUAAGAAACAGAGGGGUUAUUCAGUUGGCAGUGGCUGCAGAAAUGGCUCUCCAGGAACCUCAAAGUACUCGCUGGGAUGCCUUUACAAGUGCUGAGAGAAUAUUAAGUGUAACAUCAGCAGAGACAACACAAAGUCUUGCCAGCGAGAUUCGUGAUUUCAUCAACACUAGCACUUCAGUGGAAUCUCACAAACAAGAUAAUACCAUGGGGUCUUCGCAAGGCCUUCUGACUUUCCAGGACAUAUUACUUUUAACUAUUAUUGGGUAUAUCUUGGCUGGUGAAAACUUUCCUACAUCGAUUGCUGGUGGUCCGUUCUCCUGGGAAGAUGAGCGGUCACUGAAAGAUGUUGUGGUGGACUCUAUCCUUGAGAGGCCAUCAUCUGUGAAGUUCAGGUUCCUUGACGGCUUGGAGAAGGAACUUGAAGCUCUAGCUAGAUCUAAAGAUGCUGAUAGAAAUAAGGACUCCAGUGAGCCUACAUCCACCACUACUGAUGAUUUUGAUGACCAAUGGGAUAACUGGGACGAUGAUGAUAAUACUGAUAAUCAAAAGGAGGAAGCUUACGGGAACAUGCAACUUAAGUUGGAAGUACGGGAUAGGGUGGAUCAACUCUUUAAAUUCUUUCACAUCUUGUCCAGUAUGAGAUUAAGGAAUCAAGUUCUUGGAGAAGGGUUGGCAGCAUUGAGUAGAUUUGAGACUGAUAGCUACUCAAGAAAAUGCUUGCUUUACAAGUUGAUAUUAGCUGUCUUGACUAGAUACGACAUACCUGGGCUUGAGUAUCACUCAUCAGCUGUUGGCCGUUUAUUUAAAAGUGGGUUGGGUAGGUUUGGGCUUGGACAGUCUAAACCAAGCUUUGGCGAUCAAAGUGUUCUUAUCAUUUUUGUUGUGGGAGGUAUCAAUACUCUGGAGGUCCGGGAAGUCAUGAAGGCAAUCUCAGAGAGCAGCAGGCCUGAUGUGGAGCUUAUUCUUGGUGGUACAACUCUUCUUUCCCCAGAUGACAUGUUUGAGUUGAUGCUGGGCUCGUCCAGCUUUACUUAGACUCUGACACCAGUUCUGUUUGCUUCCAAGAGCUGCUUAAAGGUACAGGAGCAAUCAUGUAAACUCAAUCUGUACAUUUUAUUUACCCUCCAAGAAGAAACUUUACUGGCAUAGAGAACUGUCAAAUUAGUCACAGUGUUGUAACUCAUAUAACUUCCCUCAUUGCUGAGGAGCUUGUAAGAUAAUAACAGGAUUCCUGCCCCACCUUCAAACCAGUAAUCUGAAGUGUACCUUUGCACUA
Lolium rigidum is the source of this 2969-nucleotide messenger RNA. RefSeq names its product sec1 family domain-containing protein MIP3-like. The coding region runs from base 74 to 2728 and encodes 884 amino acids. The record is from RefSeq and is a predicted model, not a curated record. Gene Ontology annotation, biological process: vesicle-mediated transport; intracellular protein transport. Lineage: Eukaryota; Viridiplantae; Streptophyta; Magnoliopsida; Poales; Poaceae. The transcript has 8 exons.